This is a messenger RNA of Trichoderma reesei QM6a, 501 nucleotides long. RefSeq lists its product as uncharacterized. NCBI's taxonomy places the organism in Eukaryota, Fungi, Ascomycota, Sordariomycetes, Hypocreales, Hypocreaceae. The transcript has 3 exons. The annotation marks the transcript as partial. The record is from RefSeq and is a predicted model, not a curated record.
GCCGGCGGCGACUUCCACCACGAAGACGAGGAGCUCCGCACCGCCCACCAGCAGGCCCAGCAGUACGCCGGCUCGUCUGGCAGCAGCGAGCUCUUUUCCCAAAUCAUCAACACCAUCAGCCAGAAGAAGAACCGGCUGGCCGAGGACGACAUUGACGAGCAGGAUGCCAUCCGCAAGCACAAGCAGACCUACGAACAAGACGCCGACAACCUAGACUCGGGCAGCCUCGGCUCCGCCGCCGCUCUGCAGGCGCUCAAGAAGUUUACACAGGGCGAGACGGGCGGGAACCAGAGCCAGGGCGCCUUCUUGGGCCUGGCCAUGUCUGAAGCCAGCAAGCUCUUCGACUCAAAGGCCGCCAACGGCAAAGUUUCCUCCGAGGCGAGCAAGGAGUCUGCGAUUCAGCAGGCGGGCGAGUUGGCGUUGAAGAUGUACUUCAAGAGUCAGGGCGGAGGUCAGCAGGGUCCUUCUGGGUUGAUGGGGCUUGCUUCCAAAUUUCUCUGA